Messenger RNA from Porites lobata, 14615 nucleotides. Lineage: Eukaryota; Metazoa; Cnidaria; Anthozoa; Scleractinia; Poritidae. The record is from the annotation of a GenBank genome assembly.
AUGUCCAAGAGGGCCGGAGAAGUUGAAGAUCAAAAUGAUACCAAGAAGCUGAAUCCUCAGCUAGCAGAUCCGAUCAACAUAACGAAGUGGAUCGAAGACAACAAAAGCUCAUUUCUCCCGCCAGUAUGCAACAAGAUGAUGUGAGUAGUCCUCAAGUCAGCGUAACUACAGCAUCAUGUUAUUUUUAGGCGCAAACUUGAAUGUUAAGAAAUUUAUCUUUGAUUUCAGGGUAUCCUUAAGAAUUUCUUUGAUUCGCUGGAUACAUUUUAUGUUAUCCCAAAUAUUGUUUAAGUUAAUCCUAAAUACUUAGGCAAGUUUUAAUUCAGUUUACGGUCAAUUUUUCGAAUGUACCGAGCAGAAUGUAUGCUUUAAUUAUACCUAAGCUUUGAUAUGUACAUGCUCCCUCUAUCAUUUCUCCAAAAUUCAAUGAAAUAAUUUGACAAAUAUGUCUGAAAAAAGUGGUAUGAUACAGCAGGACUGCUUUGCAAACAUGCUUUUCACAUGUCCAAUAUACACAUUUUUUAUGCUGGCGGCAAUAUCAGAGAGAGCUUAUGUGAUCAACACAGAAAAUGUAAGGAUAUAUUGCAUUUUUAGCGGUCGGAAAAGACAUCUGCUAAUUAACAGAAAUUAUAUCCUAAACUGCCCCACCGGGAUUUUUUGAUAAUUGAAUGGAUUAACACUUUGUUAUUUCUUUUAGCUAAUUAUAAAUAUUGAUACAGCACCAUGUAGGCAUUAUUAGUUUGUGUUACUUUAUUGUAUUGACUAGUGAGCCGUGCACACCUAGGCAAGCAGACUCUGUCUGUACCCAGACUCCUUUGCUCUGUGGACGUUGUUCCCGCCAUUUUGUUCAGAUUUUGUUCUGUUGUUUCCAUUUACCUUAUUGACUGGCGCGGCAAUUUAUCAUGAUCAAUUUUAAUUGUGUGUGUCCAACGGGUGUGUCUGGGGAAUGGGGAUCUAAAAUGGGUAUAGGAACAUAGGUGGAUUAAAAUAACCAUAGGAUACCUCAGAGCAUUAAUGACUAAUAAUAAUAAUAAUGUUCUUCCAGCUUCAGUCCCUGAAACAUCAUUGCAACAUAGCUGUACAAAAAUCUCUCCUACCAUUAUGUAUUUCAGACUACUUACAAAUGGACAGACUUAGAACUGUGGGACUUUGCAUUUUGUAGUUGUCUCCCUCACAGCCAUUUUAACCCUUUUAACUCCCGAGGGUGACAAACACCAAUUUUCUCCCAACAAAGUCAAUACACAAUUAAGAGAAAAAGUUGUGAGCAUUGAUAAAAUGAUCACCAAAAUAAAAUGCUUUGAUCUUUUAUCAAAUUCUCUCAACGUAUUCUUUAUGGAAAAGUAUAGAGACCAGUUUGGAGAAUUUGUAUGUGGAUAUUGGGGCUUAAAGGGUUAAUGUAGUCACUCAAUGCUUCUAUGGGAAGGUGUGUUGGAUAAUGAUGCUACAAUGGCUGCAAGGGAGAUUUUGCAGACGUGGGUUCAAUGGAAAGACAAGCAGUCUGGCCCCAGCUGUUCAAAUGGUGGAUAACGCUAUCUACUGAAUAAAUCUCUACCCAGUGAUUUUUCUGGUGGAUAGUGAGUGCUAUUCAGGAUUUGAACAACUGGGCCCUGUAGGGCUAAGUGGGUACGUAAUAAAGGAACUCUGCAACUAAGUACUGCAGGGAAGGUUCCGGGACAAAUUUACAUGUUGUAGUAGUGGAUUGGGAAGCAUGUCACCACCUUUAGAACAGCCCGCGCACAAAAAAAAUUGUUUUUAAGGGACAGAAAAUAACUGCAAUUAAUUAAUACUGACAGAUGUUUUACUUUGGUAGAAUAUUGUUUUCUAGCUAGUUCAGUAGCCACAAGAAAGAUAGGAGACACUUUAAAACAUUGAGCAUUGCUUGGAGUCCUCAGUGCACAAUCUUGCACUGAAAUGAAUAAGUAAAUAAAUAAAGUCAGUCAAUGGAACAAACCUGCUAGGUUAGCAUGUUGUUGUUCAAGGUCUUAAUGUGUCUUAAAAAACACAUUAUUGAGGACAAAUGAACAAAGAUAAUAUAUUGAAUGAGCUACUUGGUGAAAUAAUAUUAUUUAUUUCCACGGUGUUUUACCUAAACCAUUAACUUUAUAAAUUAUGCGUUUUCUGUUUCUUAGGUAUGAUGCAGGGCAACUUAAGAUUAUGUGUGUAGGCGGGCCAAAUGUAAGAAAAGAUUAUCACAUUGAUGAGGGAGAGGAGGUAAUGAACUACCAGUUUAUUAACCUUUUAAGUCCCAAUAGUGACCAACAUCAAUUUUCUCCUAACAAUAUCCAUAGAUUGUCAAGUGCAACAUCUAUGAGAAUUAAUCAAAUGAUCACAAAGAGUAAAAUCUCUGAUCUUUUAUAAAUUUCUCCCAACUAAUUCUGUAAGGAAGCGUAUAGAGAUCGGUUUGGAGAAUUUGUAUGUAGAUACUGGGGAUUAAGGGUUAAGUCAUGUAUUUUAAUACUAGUAAUUGAAGUAAAAUGUACAAAUUUGAGGCAAGUUAAAAAUCGUUUUAAACCGUUCAAUUAAUUCUUUAGCAAAGCUUCAACUUGCAGCUUUAAAGUUUAAAUUGUUUGGUGUCUAUUAUUUGUCGCCUAAUAGUAGUUGUAGGUCAAAAUAAAAUUCAGGUCAAAGGGGUUUCAGCUUAGUCCUUUGUGUCCAAACUCUAAUUUUAUUGUUCAUUUAUAAUAUUAUAAUCAAAGCUAUCAAUGUUCUUAUUCAUGUAGUAAUUAGGGCUAAGAGACAAUGAAAAUUUAUAAUCAAACUAGACUGAACCAUUUUAACCUUAAUUUCUUUGACCUACCGCAUACAUUAAUUGUAACAUACUAUUAAAAUAAUUAGCACUUUUUGUAACCAAUAUACUUGAAGCUCAUAAUUAUUAAACUUUAAGAACAGCUCCGGAUGUAUGUCUGCUGUAGUCAUAUUACAAUCAGCACACUCUUUGGGGUCUGUCUUCAACAAAAUUUCCUGAAUUUAAAGACACUUUACUCUUUAUUGACAAUGUACUUCUAGAUCAUCUUCAACAACUGUUAUGUGCUGAUCAAUAAAUUUAAAAAAGAUAAUCAGGAAUUUUUUUGCAGGGACAUGUAAAAUCAAUAUUUAUUGCUUUGUUGAUAUUUAUCUCAUUAAAUUUUAAUAAUAUUAUUAUUGAAUCUCUUGUUAGUUUUUUUCAAUGAUCAAAGGAGAUAUGUGCUUGAAGAUUAUUGAGAAAGGGAAGCCAAAAGAUGUGAUAAUAAAAGAAGGAGAGGUAAUGUGAAUUCCAUCUAUGGUAUGUGGGGUUUUAUCUGGAACACAGUUGGAACACACUAGUGCAGGGUGACGAGUCACAAAGACAAUUAAAUCACUUCUUGUAUGCUGAAGAAUUUGUCACCAUGAAAAGGUGUAUAAAAUGAAAUCAGUUUGAAUUUGUGCAGCUUGCUGCAUACCAGGGUUGUCAUUAGGAGCUGGGGAUUUUCCCUGGCUACUGAGAGAGUGGCCCCCAGCUACUUUUAUUGGAAAAUAGAAGAAAAAUAGAACCAAAAGAAAUCUCUAGCCGUUUGAUUCUCCACCUACUUGUUGUAUUUACACGGCAACUUGAAAUCUUAGUGACAACCCUGGCAUACAUAUUUUGUAAAAUAAGUGGCAGUAAAAGAGUGAUGUGGGUUAGACACUAGACACUGUGCUCAUUACCAGCAACAGUUGUUGCUGUUAAAAGAAAGGAGUAUAUAGCGAGAGAGUUCCUCUGGCAGGAUAAUAUGCUGAGGAUUUGCUGAGCUGAUUUUUUGAAUGUCCUUUUGCCUAGGUAUUUGUACUUCCAAGCAGAAUACCACAUUCUCCUCAGCGUAAAGAAGAUACAGUUGGUCUGGUAAUGAACCUCGUUAAAUUUAUUAAAUCAGCAAUAUGCAUUAAUUAUUAUAUUAAACCCAUCAACAAUGCAUGGGUGUAGGGAAGGUGCCUGGACAAACUGAGGGAGCCGCAAAUGAGAGCAGGAAUCUCGGUGGAGAAUUUUGCAGGAUACUUACCAAAGGACAUCCAGAGGGAAGGGGGGACUGGGAACAAAAACAGCUAAAGCUACUGCACACUAAGGCAACUUGAGUGAAAAGAUUGAUCUCAGAAAAAGUUAUGUAAAAAUAUUAACAAAGCCCUGAAAAUGCUCAAGACUACCCUAUAUGAUAAGUUAUGUAGACCACUGGCCAGAGUUGUCUCGUGUUUAACCUCACCUAAAUGACAUCUAGCCAUAUAAUUUUCUUGGGGUAUUUUUUGUUUGUAUUUUUCUUGUUUUGGUUGUUAUUGUGCAGCAUCCAGUAUUACCAUACUCUGCCCAUUAUCCUCUCCAGAGUAGUUUUGAUUGUAAUCAAUGAUUUGCGCUUUGAUCACAACAUGUUGUGUGUCAUAAACAAUUUACUGUUACAGUGACUCACAUUGUAAAGAACCUAAAUUUCUCAGAUGAGCACUUUUUCCUUAGGUUAUUGAACGUGAGCGACUACCUGAGGAAUCAGAUGGAUUAAGGUGAGAAAGAGAGUGAUUUGGAACAGGUUGUUUGAGGGUUGGAAGUGAUAAACUUGAAGUCACUAUUUUGUAUGCUCCUUUAAUUCAGUUGGUAUCAUCUUGAAAGCAUAGUUGGUUAUGCCAAUACCACAAAAUAUUAAUUUGCUUCUGAAUCCUAUCAGAACAAGGAAAGAAAAGAUUAAAAAGCUGAUUAUUUGAGCCAAGUGGCCAAUCAGGUGGGGGCUAAUCUUGGUUUACACAGCAUGUAGAGAGGAAAAUUAGUAAGCUGCAGUGUUUACUAGAGGCUUUGACUGGCAAGUACCUUGUUCAUAAUUUGCCCUAGCCAGCUGAAUCAGGCCUCUAUUGACAACAAUUUUCAUGAUUUAAUUAUUGCAGAGCUCAGUGGGAGGUGCAGACAGUUACCUGCGUGUCCUGAGUGGGGAGGGUGAAAGUCUUGGUACUAAGGACAUACUUAGCAUAUGACCUGUAGACACUCACUGAAGCCAUGUUUACAUAAAUUCAGUCACUGUGUUGCUUUUUGUUAUCAAGUCUUGAAUAAAACCAGGAGUCAGGUCAUGUGUCAGAUAAUUUUCAGCUACUGUAGAACUCCGGUGACUCGAACUUUGAAGGGAAACCAAAAAAUGUUUGAGUUAGCAGGAAAUUCGAGUUAUCGGGUAAAUUUCAGUGAAAUUUUGAUCAGGGGAAUUAAGGAAAUUUAGUUUGAGUCAACAGGGAAUUCAAGUUGUCCAAGUUACCAAGGUUCUACUGUAUUAAUAUUACUGUACUGAGUUAAAUAUUGUAUAAAAUUACUUUUAUUUGUCAGGUACUUCUGUGAGGAUGGAAUGACACCUCUUUGGGAAAAAUGGUUCCACUGUGAAGAUCUUGGCACUCAGCUACCUCCAAUUAUCAAAGAGUAAGUUUGAAUACAUUGUGUUAAGCCAAUAGCCUUGUUUCUAGUCUGUGGCAGAAAAGAGGGGGUUGGUACCCUCGCCUUGUUCACUCCCCACCCCCAACCACAUUUUGGAAAAGAAAGAUUUGGAUGGCUGCUUUUUUAAAUUCUAACUGAAAUGUUUGUAAAUCUUUGAGUCCUGUUGCCUUAGCUGAGAGGUUAAGGGCUUGUCACUUCUAUAACUUACUGUUAUGCAAAAGUCCAUAGUUGUCCAAUACUCCAAAAAAUUUAUUCAUGACUUUGGUAAAUUUCUCAUUGUUUUGCUUUGUUCUUUAUUGUUGUCAUUGCUUUUGUGCAGUAUUGUAAUGUGAAGACAAUUAAUACAAUACAAUGCCAGGCAUAAAUUUGUCAGAGUAUUGGACAAGUUCCCUUCAAAAGUCCAGUGGAAGGCACUGAGAAAAAUAUCAUAACAGUCUUGUUAAUUUCUUUUUAAAUGAUAUAUUUUUUAUUACGAUUUCUGUUAAGGAUUGUAUCACUCUGUGUUUUGUCAUGAUUUUUUUCCAGUUACUUUUCAUCCAAGGCAUACAAAACUGGAAUCCCAGACCCUGGUAUGCUUAUUUUAUAAUAUAUAAUGUCUUCAUGUUAAACCAUAAGAAAAAAUUUUAACCUGGUUUUAGCCAGGCACCCAGUACAUUAUCAGGGUUUGAGCUAGGAUUUGAUCACUGGGGGACAAUUUGUCCCCUUGGCUAAAAUUUUGGGGGACAUUUUCAUUUUUAGGGGGACAGAAAUUUGUACACCCUUCCUUCUUAGCAGGGCUUCUGAUAGGUCUCGGACGAAAAAGUCAAAUUUCGCGGGAUUUUUAGGGACAAAUUCGCAGAGAAAUCGGCCGAUUUCGCGGGAGUUUUCGGGGCAAACUUCACCGAAAAGCAAUCGGUAAAAAACGGCCGAUUUUGUGGUUAUUUUCAAGGCAAAUUUUGCUAGAAAUCGAUUGGUUUUGCACUGAUCAGACCAGCCUUUUUAACGUUUUUCUAACAGAGGUCAUCAUUUGCUCUUUCAACAACAAUACGCUCCAGAAAUGAACCAAUGGCAAAGCCUUUAACAUGAUGGCUAGUGUCCAGUUUUUUGCAACAUAAUCUGUUUGCACGUUUCAGUGACAAAGUUCCAAGAUAAAUUUGCAAGUUUACGGCAAGUAAAUAGCUCCUAUAGCUGAAAUUUCAAAUAUGUUGUACAGACAUGUAUUUGAUAAGAUACCAAAUGUCGCGGUAUUUUUCGUGUUUUUGUGAAUUUCGCGGCUCCGCGACCACGCGAAAAAUCAGAAGCCCUGUCUUAGAUUUCCGAAAAAAAUAGCCGUACAGCAUGACUGAAACGUAACUUUGGAAUGAACUUUAAAGGUGCGAUAAAAUAUACUUUCCACGUUCUGUUUCAGCUUGCAACUUCUGUACCGAAAUAAAUCUUUUCGUGUGUGCUUCCUUUCGAGUUUUUUCCCUAAAUUUUGAAGAGGACAAAUUGUCCCCUUGGCCGUUUUUUAAAGGGACAAUUCCAAUUACAGUGCGGGAUUGGCGCAAUGGCGCGGCCUGGCUCAAACCCUGCAUUAUACUAUUUUGUUGUGCCUGGUCCCUUGAAAAAUAAUUGAUGCUAGGAGGGACAUAAGAGGUGGCCUUGGUGUAAGGAUGCUCUUGGUAAACUUGACUUUGUGUGCUUAAUUUAACCCACAGAAAAUAUUGCAAAGGACCCUCCUGUCAAAGUUGACCUUACAACAGCAGUUGAUAACCCCUUUUCCUUGAAAGAGGUUUGUGAUCAACCAACCAAAGGAAAUUUGUUCUUAACUAUUUGAUGUACUUCUGUGAAUUUGUAAUUAUGUGAUCUGAAUUUCAUUUUAUUCCAGUGGAUUGCUGAAAACAAAGGUGAAAUUGAAUGUGGAACUAAAGAAUUGUUUGGGAAAGGAGAAUUCAAGGUACAAUAAACCAAGUGAAUUUGUAUGUGUAAUCAAUGGUGAAGAGUAAGGGCUCAGGAAAUUAUUACGAUUUGGACAAAACACUAGUGAAAUUAUUCCUAAAUUUCACAAGUAUACCAUUUGAUUACCUAUUAAUAUCGCGUAGUUACUAAAACAUGGAACCACCUACAACCACCUACAACCACCUCAAAAAAAUCUACAACCACCUACAACCAUCUACAACCACCUCAAAAAAAUCUACAACCACUCGCAAACAACCUAAAACCAUCUAAAACAAGGUAUAAAUGUAUCAAAUAAGGCGAGACGACAACAUGUCACGUACAUGAAAUACGAGAAUCGAACAAAACAUCCACCUCCCCCCAAAAUCUUACUCUCCCUGGUCCCCUGUUCCCUUGUAUCAUCAACCAUUAAGCUUAACACAAAACUUCCACCGCACUGUCCUUUUAUGUUGGGAGGGCUGGAAUAUAAGUUUGAUUUUGUUUCCUCUCUCUUGUGAAACUCAUCGACAAUUUGAUUAUAAUUUAAGCAACAACUGAUGGUUUGUGAUUUUUAAUUGUUUUAAAAUCAUGUUUCAAAUGUCACAGUACCAGUGAUUACAUAUGGUGCGAAAUCUGGAAUAUGUCUGGAAAAUUUCAUUUAGAAUCUCAGUAAGAAAUAAGCGUUGACAGGCCAAACACGACUCAUAAGCUCGUGAUAAUGUGAAACGUCACCUUGAGAGUCUGCUUGAACAGUGGUUCUCUUUCUUUUUUCUCUCGCGCGAAGGUUACUAGCACUACACAGUGCAAGACGUGAAGCAUUCUAAACUUUGACUGAGUAAAUCUUGUUUUUGCCGCACUAAGUCUUAUAUUUAGAGGUCAUGAAGCAGAUUUGUUACAUGCAUACUGAGUAAUCAUUUCCUGUGGCUUAUGCUUCUGUACUAGGUGUCCCUUUAAGUCUUUUAAUAUAAUUAGCAUGAUCUCGCAUUUCAUUUCGUGACUUAAGCCAAAGGUUGAUGAUAGAAGGGACCAGGGAGAGAAAGAUUUUGGGGGGAGGUGGAUGUUUUGUUCGAUUCUCGUAUUUCAUGUACGUGACAUGUUGUCGUCUCGCCUUAUUUGAUACAUUUAUACCUUGUUUUAGAUGGUUUUAGGUUGUUUGCGAGUGGUUGUAGAUUUUUUUGAGGUGGUUGUAGAUGGUUGUAGGUGGUUGUAGAUUUUUUUGAGGUGGUUGUAGGUGGUUGUAGGUGGUUUUAGGUGGUUGUAGGUCGUUCCAUGUUUUAGUAACUACGAUUAAUAUCGUGGGUGACGAAUUACAUUAGGAAGCGAGGAUUUUUGACAUGUUUAUCCUGGAUCAUAUCGAUUGACACUCUCACUGUCAGCAUGGCUUAAGUUGAAAAUUUGCAGAAUUUUCUGACAAAAUACCUGCAAGAAUCCUUCUUGAUGUGCUCUUUUGUGUGCUUAGGUUUUCCUAUUAUCAAAGCAUCUUGUACCCUGACAUCUUCGAGUGCCCUUGUAGAACCAGACAUAUGCAAAACCUAUGCUCAUGCUAUUUGUUUACUAUGUUGGACUAUGUUUCAGCUAUGUUAUGUUCACUACGGCCUAUGUAUUAACUAUGUAACACACCAAACAACAUAGUCCAAAGUAUGCAAAAUCUAUGUUGAAACUAUGUUUAGGCUAUUCGAAAAGCACAUAGCUUUUGAAUACCUAUGCAAAUACUAUUCAAAAUCUUUUCAUAGUCUUGACAUAGCUAUGUAUUUACUAUGCAAUAGAAAGUUCUGCUUUUCCUUCCGAUUAGCAUCCUAUGUAUUCACUAUGCAUAAAAGUAAAAUAGCUUUUACAUAGCAUUUCGAUCUUCACUUUUAUUUCCAACAAGUUUCUUAGCUUUUACAUAGUGCUAUGUAUAUUCUAUGCUAUGUGAUGAAACAUAUUUGCAGCCUAUGUAUUCACUAUGUGACAUUUUCAUUUAGCUUUAUCAUGAGAUAAAGGCUACAUAGCUUUUACAUAAACAUAUUUUUUCCUAUGUCACUCAUAUGAAAAAUAUAUGUAGUCUAUGCGUUUCCUAUGUGAUAUUCCAACAUAGCUUUUAAGUGACUAGGCAUGUUGAUAGUAGCGCUUACAGAAGGCUAAGCAUACUUCCAAAGUAAAAAGCAGUGUUUUAAACUAAAACACUGAAAAAUCAUGUACUACAAUUUUUUUUUGUGCUUGAAGAUAGUUUCUUAGUGAGAAGACUUUUGUUAAGCAUUGAAUCGCUACAUCCAUCAUCCCUGUCUUAACUUUCCUUUCUAGCUUUUCCCUAGAGUUCUUCACUUGAAAUGAUACUUCCAUGCAUCAUUUUCUUCUUUUACAUUGGGUUCGAUCCUUCGUCUUGAUUGUGGACGUCUCCUGAAUAUAACUGCAUGGUCAAAACUGCGAAACGCUACCUGCCUCGGUGGAUGUUUGUCAGCCAUUUUGUUUCCACUAGUUCCCAGGGAAGCCCGUGAGUUCAACACAUGCGUAUUUUGCGUUUUAUCGUCACGUGGGCCUUUUCAACCAAUGAAAAGGUGUGAAAAUUGUCUGUUUCCACGCGGGCGCUUUCAAGUCAAAGAAGACGAGCUGUAAGCGUGCGUUUUUACAAGAAGACGCUUCUUUUUACUUCAAUUUACAGUCUUUUUCCUGCCAGGUUCAACAAAAAGUAUUCCUAACGUUGGUAAGUGAUGUUUUUCUCAAUUAAGUUUCGAUUUGCCUGUGUUGUCUCCCCUUUUCGCGUAUCUGAACAAGGAUCGGUCGAUCACGCUUUGAUACUCCUUCGUUUCAAUUCUAAAACGUCAGGUUGUUUUUAUGUUCAUUUGCCUUAAAAUCUCCACUUUUCUGUUUGCAGACACUUAUUCGUUGCAGUCAAAAGGAAACUGUAUGGCACUGAAGAGCACGACAUCAGCAAAAAGUGUACACGAUAAGCAAACUUAAACUUGGGGUUUCGAUUCUGAAACCUCCAUGAAAAUACUGCAUUUGUGUUACUAUUAGUGUUCGUGGUAUUAUAUUGCCAUAGUUUUUCAAUUUUUCGUUUCAAAACCUAUUUCUUACCAAUGUAAAAGGUAUUCUAGUUCAUAUUUUUAUACUAUUUUUACUAUUUUGGUGAUUUUUACGAACGUAUUUUAAACACUACAUUUGCUUAAGCAGAUCGAAACCAACAUACAUAAGAGACUAUGUCAAUUCUAUGUAAUUUCUGUUUGAACUCUAGUUAAAGCUUGUGUAUGUGAUAUGUUUUACCUAUUCAAAUACUAUUAAAAUCCUAUUUCAAACCUAUGCAAAGACUAUUUGUUCUGUGUUUUCCCUAUUUUAAUGCUAUGCAAAGUAUAUGUCACCUUUAAAAAGGCUAUGUUUUUCAUAUGUUUUUUCUAUUUCUAGGCUAUCUAAAUUCUAAGCAAACCCUAUGCAAAAGCUAUUUAAUCAACUGUUCCCUGUUCAAUUUUACUAUGUAAACUCUAUUUCAGUCCUAUGUGAAGGCUAUUUAUUUUCUAUGAUUUUUCUAUGAGGUUGACUAUGAAGUCUAAAAUCUCUUUCCACAAGCUAAGUAAACUGUAUGUAUAGGCUAUGUGGAAACUAUGUCAUUUCUUCCUUUAUUCCUACCUUUAAAAACUGCAUAACUUUUAAAUAGGUUCCGUUUGACUAGCGAAAACAUAGCAUUUUCGAUACAAAAAACAUAGUCCUGGCAUAGAAACAACAUAGGAUCUGGUUAAAGCAAUGUAAGAGUGAUUAACAUAGGUUUUGCAUAGCUUUGUGACAUAGCAUUUGCAUAGAUUCUACAUAGUGUCUGAUUCUACAAGGGUGUUGUUCAACAUGAGAAGAGGAAUUUGUUAUUUCCAAGCAGCCAUAAACAUAAUGUUCUUAUUUAUCAAGUAAACACCAAUGCAAUACCAAAAUAUUUCACUGAAACAGUUUUUGGUUGCAAAAAGCUUGAGUUAUGAUGUAACCAUGGCAAUGGUGAUCUUUUCACAUGUGUAAAUAACAAUGUAACUUUCAUGUGGGAAGAUAUCAUGUUUUUGCACAGAAGCUCACCUGAUACUUCACUGAUGAUGUUUAUACAGUAAAUUACACUUAUUUUACUAAAUAGCAAAUUCUUUAAUGAGAACCUUGAACCUAUUUUCUCAUUUUCUUAGAUUUUCAUACAUGGUGAAGGCGAACAGUCUAGCGAAUGGGAAGGGGAAACAUGGCUUUAUCAAAUAGUAAGUUUAAGAAUGAAUGUCAUUGGACUCAUGGGACUUUGAUAACAGUAAUCAUCAAAAUAAUUCAUACUUUUAUACACUUAACUCAUGGGUGGAUCCAGGAUUUUUCUUAGGAAGGGGUGCACCACUAAGACAUGGCAUAACUAACUGGUGACGUAAACAAAUUUUAAAAGUGGAUACGAUGGAGAAGGCUUUUGACUAGGCAAUAGCAUAAGGUGAACUGCUGAGAAUACAUGUCAACUGAUACAGCAGAUUUUGUAUAACUGUGAAGCAACUACACAGUGUUGAUAUAUUAGAAAGUGGCAGAUCAUCUCAGGGGAGGGUGUGCACCCCUCUGCACCCUCCCCAUAGAUCUGCCCUCGUAACUGUCUCUUAUAUUAGCAGAUACCUAUCUCCAAGACACUUCUGUAAGAUAAACACCUGGUGUAGGUCCCUUCUCUGCCAUUUUUCUGUCAUUUAACUGUAACUAAACUCUGCAAAAGACAAAAGUACAUUCCUUUGGGAUGGACAGUUCGAAGUGGUUUGAACAGGAUCUGUCUUGGAGAUUUCACGUGACCUAAUCACUUUUUAAUACAGUGGUGUUUCCACAGUUUCUUUCUUCUCAAAGCCUUAUCCCAGAUGGUUCUCCAAAGAUUUACAUCAUGUUUUUUUUCCUUAAUUUAACAGACUACAAUAUUGUUGUUCCUUCUUGAUAACAAAAUGAUCAAGUUUAGCUCUUGCUGUGUGAAUUAACUUCCUGUACGUGGAGUGUGAAUUUUUUUUUUCUUCUUAACUCGGAAUUAUCUGAUAUAGUGGUAAAACAACUACCCCUAGUAAUCAAAAAUAAAGUGUUUAGUACCCCUUUCUGGCAUUUGUCACAAUCCCUGCAAUCUAACAUGGAAACAAGACUUGGGUGAAAAAAAAAAAAAAAAAAAAAAACUGGCAAAAAUGGCACACAACAAGGGUAACAAAUGUCAGCAGACAUUUUACAGGACUCCUUCCUGCAAAACCCAUCAUCAGGAGGGAGGUCCAGGUGCGCAUUGAAACAAAAGUGGUGAACAAAAGACUGUAAAAGAAAUCCUUAAACUAAGGCCCAAACUUAUUGAAGAGAUGUAUGCACAGGUUUGUAGUUGUACUCAAAAUCUGUUAAUUAAGGAGAAAUUUACUUGCCUGCAUGUAGAGCUUGCUAGAAAUAGAUUUUUUGGAUUAUACCCCCCUAAACUUUGCUUUCAUUCUAGAGCAAGUUAUGCUGUUGCUUUGUGACAAAUGCAGUAAGGUCUGUUAAUAAGUCUUUCAUUAAAACCUUGUAGUCACAUACAUGGCCCAAUAACAAAUGGAUUAAAGACAUAUUAAUAAUUUUCUCUUCAGGAAGGAGAUGCAACUGUCACAUUAAAUGGUGAAAGCAAGGAUCUCUGCAAGGAUGAUGUUAUUAUCAUUCCAUCAGCUGCCAAGUUAGUCCUGGCUCAUUUUAUUUACAACUGCUCCUUAGUUAGUUUUCAAUAGCCUGUCACACUAGGUGAUCUUUUCUCGACCAAACCUUUAAAUGCAUAGUCAGCCUACAGUUUAUACAUCAAUGGCUAGAAUUGCUGGCAGGGAUGAAAGUGUGACAUGAAGAAAAUUAUUUAGAAAACAAUCAAACUGCCAACCUUUUUGGUUUCAGCUAAAACUACACCUUUCUUGUGCUUACUCUGUGCUGUUUUUAGCUUCUGCUUUCUCAGUUUGGUUUCAUACUCAUGCAUAAUAUUUCCAGGGACAGAUCAGGAUGACUUAAAGUACAUAGAAACUCAAUAGCUGGCAAACUUUUUUUGUCGGAGAGGGGCAUUAAAUGAUCCGCACCAAACUAUCCCCAAGUUUGUCUUUGUGUAUUCUGCUCUAUCUAAAGAAGUUUCUCUCUUGUAAAUUUUACUGUUUUUUAAAUAUAUAUAUAAAUUAUAUUUUUUUUAUUUUUAGCUUUUAACCAUUCACAUAUUGAAGAGGCAAAUUAAAAAGGAUGCAGAAAUACCCUGAAUAAAUUUUGUUUUGUUAUACAAUAGGUACACAGUUAAGAGAUCCAAGGAUUCCAUUGGUAUGAGUGUGGUUAUGGACCCAAUGGCAAACAAGUGAACACUGCAAUGAACACUUCAGUUUUAUUUAAAAAAAAAAAUGGACACAUUUAAUACACUUUUGAAAACUGAACAACAACAGUGUAGCAUGCAAAAUAAUGUUAUCUUACUUGAUGGGGUUAAAAAAUUUGUAGCCUGCUGUGCGGGGAAUAUUUUUCUGGUAGCAACUGAGCACUAACUUUAGUGGGUGAGUGAUGUGCAAGUGGAAGAGAAGGGGAGACAUGAUCUCGAUUUUCCAACUUUGUUACUAAUAAAUUAAAAGCCUUAUGCCCACACACCAGUCACACCGUCUACAGUGUACUUUCCAGUAUGGUUUCCUGAAAAGCAGGAUCUAGGAUCAGGGAUCCUUGAUCCUCAAUCUUGGUUUUCCAGGAAGCCACUACCAGUCUUUAUAUUUUAUAAUUAAAUUUGGUGACUUCACUCAGGAAAGAUGCAGUGCAAAAAAAGAAACAGAAAAAAAGAAAUGUGCAGCUAGCCCUUCACUGCAGGCUAAGGUAGUAAAACAAAAAAAACUGAUGAUGGUAUAGAGAUCAAACUUGCCUUUUCUCUCCUAGAUCACAUUAUGGAGAGAUUAUUUGUCAACCUCGUUCCCAGGGUUCUCUCCUACCCGCCUUACGGAACGAGGUUGAUUAUUUGUCACUUUAACUUUGAAAUCUGUGCAUGAAAUUGUAUGGUGUUACCAUUCAAAUGAAACCUCUUCAGCAGAACUUAUGGACACCUCUUUAAUGCAGAUACACAUCUGAUCUCUUUUAUGGACAGCUCAGCUGGUCCUAAUGAUGUCAAACAUCAAAUAAUUCACGCCUCUGCAAUAUGGAUACCUCUCUUAUACUGACAGUGAAGUCUGUCCCUUUAAUGUCCAUAUUAAAGGAGGUUUGACAGAAUGAACUAUUUUUUAAUUGUUGGUUUUGGAAUUAGGUUAACAACUGAGUAAAUUUUGUCAAACAUUACCUGGUAAAUAUUUCCAAAUUGUCAAUGUCUUUUGUGACUAGCAGAUGUUUGUAUGAUACUUUUGGAAAACCCCGGUUAUGUGGAAAUAAAGGGUUGUUACUGGUC